AUGACAUCAAUCGAUAAUCGAUUAAAUUAUUCAGGUGCUCUCGCUGGGCGCCGAUGUGCUGCCGGAGUACAAGCUGCAGCCGACGCGCAUCCACCAUUGCACCAUCGUGCAUUACAG
Molecule: messenger RNA, 117 nt
Organism: Strongylus vulgaris
Lineage: Eukaryota; Metazoa; Nematoda; Chromadorea; Rhabditida; Strongylidae
Source: the annotation of a GenBank genome assembly